Molecule: messenger RNA, 2294 nt
Organism: Dinoponera quadriceps
Lineage: Eukaryota; Metazoa; Arthropoda; Insecta; Hymenoptera; Formicidae
Product: protein phosphatase 1A-like
Exons: 5
Coding region: 360-1493 (377 amino acids)
Biological process (GO): negative regulation of stress-activated MAPK cascade; protein dephosphorylation
Cellular component (GO): nucleus; cytosol
Molecular function (GO): magnesium ion binding; manganese ion binding; protein serine/threonine phosphatase activity
Source: RefSeq, a predicted model, not a curated record
AUCGCAUCGAGCGCCGUGCGUAUCCGCCAUUCAUGCGAGUCGAUUUCGUUGUUCCGUGUGUGCAGAGCCGAGCCAUUUCCAUCCAGUUAGCCGAGCGGGACGAAACGGUGGAUAUUCGUUUAGUGGGAAACACGAUGCGAGCGCAUUGAGAGACAUACGCAGCAACAGUGAGCUACAGCAGCGGUGGCUCGCUCGAGCGCGCAUAGUAGCCGAAGCGACGAGACGAUGAUACUUGGUCACGGUCCGCCGACGUGAAAGCGAAGGAAAAGCUACUCGGAAGAUCAGUGAGAACGAUGCUGGUGAAAUAAUAAAAAGUAAGCAGCAAAUUGAUCAGAUACGAUAAAUAUUCGAUAAGUACUAUGGGGGCAUUCUUGGAUACUCCAAAAACAGAGAAGUGUAACGAACAUGGCACUGGCAACGGCCUGCGAUACGCAGUCGCCAGCAUGCAGGGCUGGCGGAUAGAGAUGGAGGAUGCUCAUCGAGCGAUCACUGGUUUGGAAGGUGGUCUCUCAGACUGGAGUUACUUUGCAAUCUUUGAUGGCCAUGCCGGUGCAUUGGUGUCGGCGCACAGUGCGGAACAUUUAUUAGAAUGUAUAAUGCAAACACAAGAAUUUAAGGCCGAGGAUGUUAUUCGGGGGAUUCAUUCCGGCUUCCUCAGACUUGACUACCAGAUGAGAUUUUUGCCCGAGAUGAGUUCCGGCACGGACAAGUCUGGCUCCACCGCGGUCUGCGCAUUUAUAUCCCCGAAAAAUAUUUAUAUCGCCAACUGCGGCGACUCACGGGCGGUACUCUGCAGAUCUGGGGCUCCGGUCUUCUGGACACGGGAUCACAAGCCCGUUGAACCUGCCGAGAAGGAAAGAAUCCAGAACGCGGGUGGUAGCGUCAUGAUCCAAAGAGUUAACGGAUCUCUGGCGGUCUCUCGGGCGUUGGGUGAUUACGAGUACAAAAAUCUGACAGAUCGAGGUCCCUGUGAGCAGUUAGUGUCGCCGGAACCAGAAAUAUUUGUGCGAGACAGGGACGAUGAACACGAUGAAUUUCUAGUUUUAGCGUGUGAUGGCAUAUGGGAUGUAAUGAACAACGAAGAUUUAUGUGAUUUUAUACAUUCAAGGCUGCUGCUAACAGAUGACUUGGAGGCAGUUACCAAUCUGGUUAUAGACACGUGUCUUUAUAAGGGUAGCAAAGAUAAUAUGAGUAUAGUACUGGUGACGUUUCCGGCCGCACCAAAACCAAGUCCUGAAGCACAGAGGCAGGAAGCCGAGCUGGAAAUGGCUUUAGAAAGGAGAAUUAAAGAGAUAGUCGCCGCAGAGGAGGAUAAAAAUGAAUUUGACUAUCUGAAAAUGCUUGAACUUCUUAGAGGAGGGGACCAGGAUUUUCCUCAUUUGCCUCCUGGUGGUGGUCUUCAUGCCAAGCAACCCUUCAUUGAAAAAGUGUUUCAGGAAAUAUGUCCCAGCAAAGCGGAUAGUGUAAGUGUUGGGUGCAUCCCUUUGUCAUAACUAACCCUCGUUCUUUUUCUACGCACGCACACACACAUACACGUACGUGCAUAUACACAUGCUGCAUCAAAUGUACAAUUAUAAUAAUAAGACAUGUUCCAUGUGCAUACAAAGAUGCGGAAUCUACCAAGAAUACAUUGACUUUAAUAGUAAUUCUUAAUGUAAGAAAAUCCCAUAAAUGUUGAAGCAAAAUUACAAUGUUGUACCAUAAACUGGUGAAUGUUGACAGAACCAAAUUUGUCAUAAAGCAUGUAAUUAGCAUAUUUCUAUAUAUAUGGCAAAUUACAAAUUGGUAACAUAAAUUAGUGCGUAAACUGAUUAAAUAUUACAUGGUAUUGUUUUGGCGUAAAUUUAUUGAAUAUUACGUACUUUCGUAAGUUUUUCCAUCUAUCUAUCAAUCUAUCUGUCUAUCUAUCGAUCUAUCUAUCUAUCUAACGAUCAAUCUAUCUAUCCAUCCAUGCUAUUUGUUUAAAGCUCAAGCUAUAUAGACGUUUCUUUUAUUCGUCAUAGCUUCAGUGGUAUUUUCGCGGAAGCCAUUGAGGUAGUUUUCAAAAAUUGAUUAUGUAUUUAUCGAAAGGAUAUAUUUCUAAAAGAUUAGAGAUUAUUUAUAAUUGCGGUGGACGGAAAUGUGGCCGGAACUUAAGAAAUAUAUCGUUAUAACGAACAUGCUUACUUAACUAUGCUUCGUUAUUGUUUGCAAAGUAUUGAUUUGCAAAUUAAGCUAGUUAAUAAUUUUAAUAAAAUAAUAGUAAACAAGUAUAAAAUAUCAAUUACAGGGGACUCUAAAGAUAAUAUUACAUA